Molecule: messenger RNA, 3478 nt
Organism: Bombus terrestris (buff-tailed bumblebee)
Lineage: Eukaryota; Metazoa; Arthropoda; Insecta; Hymenoptera; Apidae
Product: solute carrier family 12 member 9
Exons: 10
Coding region: 265-3114 (949 amino acids)
Biological process (GO): chloride ion homeostasis; potassium ion homeostasis; potassium ion import across plasma membrane
Cellular component (GO): membrane
Molecular function (GO): potassium:chloride symporter activity
Source: RefSeq, a predicted model, not a curated record
ACAAAAAGGAGAAAAAGAAUAAAAAACAUGAUAAUUUUUUAAUCUUAAAAGGUAGUUUCAAUAGAUAAGAAAACAGUUGUAAUUAGUACAUUUUGACAUGAGCUUAAUAAUCUCGAAUUGUUACAAUUUGUACAGUUACGAUUUGACAUUUCAAUACAUGACAUCAUAAGUUUCUAGCUUUAUUGCAUGUAACAAUAAUUUUAUACAUUGUUAUGUACAUAGAAGAACUAAGUGGAUUAAUAUAAUAUCAAGGAAAUUAGAAAAAUGAUGGCUUCAGAAGUAGGUUCUACAAACAAUGAACCUGUACAUGUCAAGAUCAGUAAUGAAAAAGCUCCUCUAAUCCAUGGAAGAAGUGUUCUAUAUAGAUUAAGCAAUUUCUUUAAAUUUGGACGAGUACAACAGGCAGAAGGAGAUGGAUAUGUAGAAUUUGGUACUUUGAAUGCAGAUAGUAGCCGGACUUUGGGAACAUUCGCUGGUGUAUUCAGUCCUGUUACAUUAUCGAUGUUCAGUGCCUUAAUUUUUAUACGCAUGGGAUAUAUCGUAGGCAAUGCUGGAUUACUUGUUACUUUGAUACAAUUCAUAAUUGCAUAUGGAAUUUUGUUAUUUACUGUAGCAUCUGUAUGUGCAAUUUCAACAAAUGGAGCAGUUGAAGGAGGUGGUGCUUAUUUUAUGAUUAGUCGUACACUUGGACCAGAAUUUGGUGGUUCUAUUGGUACAUUAUUUUUUAUGGCUAAUAUUGUCUCGAGUGCUCUUUGUAUUUCUGGAUGUGCAGAAGGUUUGAUAGAAAGUUUUGGACCAUCUGGUUAUUUAGUUGGUAAAAGUGCACUGAUACCAGAUGGUGGAUGGUGGAGAUUUUUAUAUUGUUCUAUAUUAAAUACUGCCAAUUUAGUAGUAUGUCUAAUAGGAGCUGCAAUGUUUGCAAAAACUAGUGUUGCAAUUUUGGCUGUUGUAUGUGUCUGUCUAAUAAGUGUCUUUAUAAGUUUUUUGGCCAAGGGAUAUAUGGAGAUACCAAUUCCAAAUGCGAAUAUGCUGGUUCAAAAUGCAACAGAACAUGUUAAUGGCACUUAUACAGGAUUGCUGUCAUCCACUCUUAUAAGGAAUCUUUACUCAAAUUAUAGUGCAGAUUAUUCAAGUAAAGGAACAAUGACUGAUUUUGCAAGUGUUUUUGGUGUAUUAUUCAGUGGCGUUACUGGUAUAAUGGCUGGUGCUAAUAUGAGUGGUGAAUUGAAAAAUCCAGGGAGAAACAUUCCACGUGGAACUUUGUCAGCAGUAUUAUUUACAUUUAUAUGUUAUAUUCUUCUAUCUAUUCUUACAGCUGCAAGUACAAGUCAAUUUUUAUUGCAAAAUGAUUUUAUGUAUAUGAUGCCAAUUAAUAUUUGGCCACCAUUCGUGGCAGUUGGUAUAUUAACAGCAACAUUUAGCGCUGGUUUAAGUAAUUUGAUAGGGUCAAGUAGAGUUUUGGAAGCUCUAGCAAAAGAUAAUGUAUUUGGUUCUGGUUUAAAUUUUAUAAUACAAGGAACAUGGAAAGGAAAUCCAAUUGCUGCAGUUUUAACUUCAUGGACUUUAGUUCAAAUAAUUUUAUUAAUAGGUUCUUUGAAUAUCAUUGCUCAGCUUAAUUCAGUGUUGUUCUUGUUAAGCUAUUUGGCUACUAAUUUAGCCUGUCUUGGUCUUGAACUUGCAAGUGCUCCAAAUUUUAGACCAACGUUUAAUUAUUUUACAUGGCAUACGGCUACAAUUGGUCUUCUCGGUACAUUAAUAAUGAUGUUUGUUAUAAAUAGUAUUUAUGCUUCCAGCAGUAUAAUACUUUGCCUAAUUUUAAUCAUUGUGUUGCAUUUAUUUUCGCCAAGUAAAAAUGCUCCUUGGGGAAGCAUAUCUCAAGCACUGAUAUUUCAUCAAGUUCGAAAGUAUUUAUUAAUGUUAGAUUCACGUAAAGAUCAUGUAAAAUUUUGGCGACCACAAAUACUGCUAAUGGUAGCAUCUCCACGAUCAGCGUGUCCACUUAUAGAUUUUGUAAAUGACUUGAAAAAAGGAGGACUGUACGUAAUAGGACACAUAAAAGUUGGAGAAUUUUUGGGCCAGAAUAUCGAUCCCACUAUAGAAGAGUAUCCACAUUGGCUAAGUUUAGUUGAUCAUAUGAAAGUAAAGGCAUUUGUCGAACUAACAGUUACGAAAACUGUACGCGAGGGAUUACAUCACUUAAUUAGGAUAUCGGGAAUGGGAGCUAUGAAACCAAAUACAAUUGUUCUUGGUUUUUAUGACGAAGAAGCAUCGAUAGAUUUCUUCAAGAAUUCACAGUAUGCGACUGAUAUAUUUGAGAACGUUUCAACCUUAUCAAACAGUACUGCGUUUCCUUUAAGACAAACAAAUGCAGAAAAAAAUCUGGAUCCAAUACAAUAUGUAGGAAUGUGUUCAGAUGUGUUAAAGAUGAAAAAAAAUUUGUGUUUAUGUCGAAAUUUUCAUACAUUAAACAAAUUACAAAUAACUAAGAAUUCUUCUUUAAAAUAUAUAGAUGUAUGGCCUGUGAAUUUUUUCCAACCAACAGAUCAAGAUCCAUUUGAUACAACAUCAUUAUUUAUGUUGCAACUUGCAUGUAUUAUUAAUAUGGUACCUAUAUGGAAAAAUCUACAUCUCAGGGUAUUUCAUUGUGAAGUUUCAGAUAAUAAUGCAAGUUUGAGCGUCUCAGAUUCACAUAAUUCGAUUAGCGAAUUUCCUCGAGUUUCUAACGAACUUCGUAUAAGAAAAUUAUUAAAUAUGUUGAGAAUAUCAGCAUCUAUUAAACAAAUUCCUAAUUGGGGUACGCAAAUAAGUGGGUUAAAGGGCCAUUCUCUCAUUGAUUCGGCAGUGGAAAGUCAAUAUGAAUCGAGUACUGAAAGUAACGAUAUCUUAAGUAAUGUUUCACGUGCUUAUAUUUUGAGUGUGAAUCAAUUAAUUAGACAACAUUCUUCACAAACUGCUACAAUAUUUAUAUAUUUACCUGCACCUCCAAUAUCAAAUACAUGGGAUGAAAAUACUUUAUAUCGUCAGUAUCUCCAACUGUUAACAGAAUUAACAGCAGAUUUACCACCCAUAGUAUUAGUACAUGGUGUGAGUGCUGUUACAUCGACAACAUUAUAAUAAUAUGUAAAUAUAGGAAUAGAAAUUCUUAUUGUGUAAUUUCUAUACAGAAAAGUAUUAGUUAAUGAAUAAUUUAUAUGACCUUAAGUUAUAAUUUUUAUAUAUGCUAUGUUUUUGGAAAAAUUACGGGAUUUGAAAAAAUUCUCAAAUACCAAAAAUGUUUCUUUUUACAAACUAACGAUUAUGAGCAUUUCAGCAAUAAUAAUGCGUUCUUAUUACAAUAAGAAAAUCUCGUAACGAAUAUAGAUUAUUGCUGUGAUAACGAAUUUAUUCUAUAAGAGAAUCUUUAAAUAUAAAUAUUUUUUAAAUAUUGUAAUACGUCUUUACUAAUAAAUCCGUAAGCUGAUAUCUUAUCAUAUUCAUA